Messenger RNA from Acanthoscelides obtectus, 306 nucleotides. Lineage: Eukaryota; Metazoa; Arthropoda; Insecta; Coleoptera; Chrysomelidae. The record is from the annotation of a GenBank genome assembly.
AUGUAUGACUCUUUUAAAUUUGGACAUCAUAUGACUCAAGAUAAUAACAAAUUGAGCUUUAUGAAUACUAAACUAGGCAAAAGCGAUAUAGAAACCUUGAUCUUACCAAUUGAAGUAGUUAAACUUGAGAAUAUCAAGUCUGAAAUGUAUGCUGAUGAGACAUGUGUCAGCAUGGAUCCUGAGCAAAUGAAGGAAGACUUAGAUCUAGAAACUGAUACAAAAUUAGUUAUAUCAGCUAUGCUACAUACAAAAUUAGAUGUUGAAAGUCAUGGAAAGAGUUGCACAGAUGUUUCAUUAGGAAGGUGA